Molecule: messenger RNA, 874 nt
Organism: Tyto alba (common barn owl)
Lineage: Eukaryota; Metazoa; Chordata; Aves; Strigiformes; Tytonidae
Product: tenascin-X-like
Exons: 2
Coding region: 284-874 (196 amino acids)
Molecular function (GO): protein binding
Source: RefSeq, a predicted model, not a curated record
CAGACAGACACAUGAAUGACUAGAGAAUUUGGUGGAGGGAUGAAUGGGUUGAUAAAUACAUGGAUGACUGGACAGAAUGUUGUGCUGGGAUCUGGCCUUCUUAAUGGUUGGUUGGCUGGCUGAAUGCGUUGCCUCAGGGGUGGAAGAUUGUUCAUGCAAAAUGUAUGGUGAAGGGAUGUUGGCCUGCGUGGAUGAGUGGAGAAAGAGCCGGAGAGAUGGAUGUGUGAUUUGAUGGUUGGUUGGAUUGGUUGAAGGCUGGGUGACUUGGUGACUGGCUGGAUUGAUGGAUGGUUGGACAGAUGGACGGAUGGAUGGUUGGACAGAUGGAUGGGUGGAUGGACGGAGGGAUGGAUGGAUGGAUGUUUAUCUCCUGCUUUGUCACCUCUCUAUUACAGCUCCAGCCGAGCCAGAGGAACCACCAUUGCAGCCAACCCUGGGUGAGCUCAAGGCCUCCCACGUCCCCCCUGAGUCCGUGGAGCUGGAGUGGAGCAUCCCCAAGGGCACCUUUGACUCCUUCACGGUGCAGUACCGGGAUGCCCAAGGCCAGCCGCAGGUGCUGCCCGUGGAUGGGGGUUCCCGCACGGUGACCGUGCCGGGGCUGUCCCCGUCGCGCCGCUACAAGUUCAACCUGUACGGGGCGUGGGGUCGGAAACGUCUGGGCCCCGUCUCCACUGACGCCGUCACAGCUCCAGCCGAGCCAGAGGAACACCAUUGCAGCCAACCCUGGGUGAGCUCAAGGCCUCCCACGUCCCCCCUGAGUCCGUGGAGCUGGAGUGGAGCAUCCCCAAGGGCACCUUUGACUCCUUCACGGUGCAGUACCGGAUGCCCAGGCCAGCCGCAGGUGCUGCCCUGGAUGGGGGUUCCCGCACGGUGA